Molecule: messenger RNA, 609 nt
Organism: Phialemonium atrogriseum
Lineage: Eukaryota; Fungi; Ascomycota; Sordariomycetes; Cephalothecales; Cephalothecaceae
Product: ribosomal protein L22e
Exons: 4
Coding region: 1-375 (124 amino acids)
Biological process (GO): cytoplasmic translation
Cellular component (GO): ribosome
Molecular function (GO): structural constituent of ribosome; RNA binding
Source: RefSeq, a predicted model, not a curated record
AUGGCUCCCGUAGCAGCAAAGAAGGGCAAGGCACCCAAGGUGACCAAGAAGUUCAUCAUCAAUGCCUCCCAGCCGGCUAGCGACAAGAUCUUCGACGUCUCGGCCUUCGAGAAGUUCCUGAACGAGAAGAUCAAGGUCGAGGGCCGUGUCGGCAACCUUGGCGAGACCAUCAAGAUCAGCCAGCAGGGUGACGGCAAGAUCGAGAUCAUUGCCCACAAUGAGCUCUCCGGCCGGUACCUCAAGUACCUGACCAAGAAGUUCCUCAAGAAGCAGCAGCUCCGUGACUGGCUUCGCGUCGUCUCGACCUCGAAGGGAGUUUACGAGCUCAAGUUCUUCAACGUCGUUAACGACGAGGCUGAGGAGGAUGACGAGUAAAGCAUGCCCGCGUGUAUGGAGUCUCGGGAUGUUCUGGAAGGGAUACCAAAAUGGAAGGGGGAAAAGGGAUAGACGGCCUGUGCAUAGGGAAUAGUGAUCAACAUGGGAACUUAGUUCCCCUUGUCAUGAAUUCAACGAGCCAAAUGCCGUUCCGCAAUUGCGAAUGCUGGGUAUAUCUGCUUGCCCGUAUAUCUUUUCAUCAUGCCCUUCCCUCGUAGUCUUAAUCAUGGUAAC